Molecule: messenger RNA, 3955 nt
Organism: Thunnus maccoyii (southern bluefin tuna)
Lineage: Eukaryota; Metazoa; Chordata; Actinopteri; Scombriformes; Scombridae
Product: rho-related GTP-binding protein RhoQ
Exons: 5
Coding region: 451-1074 (207 amino acids)
Biological process (GO): small GTPase-mediated signal transduction; cortical actin cytoskeleton organization
Molecular function (GO): GTP binding; GTPase activity
Source: RefSeq, a predicted model, not a curated record
CACCUUGUCCACCAGCAGCACAGUGCGCCAGGGAGCGAGCGCACAGGCGUGGGGCACACCGGGGAGCACACACGACUGACCAGGCAGCAGCUUGAGCACCGACGGCGGAAGGUCUCGGAGAGAAGAAGGUCGUUUCUUGGCUAAGAGAAACCGCAUUAACAGCUCCCAGAGGUGGAGUGUUCUGUUAAUUGUGUCAGCAGUGGAAAGAAAACUCCUUCACGACCAAAUUUGGGAGUACCGUAACCGGUGGUGGGGAGGAGGGGGAAAAGAUGCAGUUCCAGUCCGACUCGGUGAGCCGCGCAGUCCGCCUCCGACGCUGGUGAUGCCCGCCGUGCGGGGAUCACCACCGCCCAGCAGCAGCAGCAGCAGCAGCAGCAGCAGCAGGGGGAAGAGGAGGAGGUCGGGAAAACAGGGCGUCGGGCCGAUGAUGAUGAUGGUAAGGUCGGGAUCAUGGCUAACGGAACCGGUACUAUCAUGUUAAAAUGCGUCGUGGUUGGAGACGGUGCAGUGGGCAAAACGUGUCUUCUGAUGAGCUAUGCCAAUGACGCCUUUCCCGAGGAGUAUGUGCCCACAGUCUUUGAUCAUUAUGCAGUGAGUGUCAACGUCGGGGGGAAGCAGUACUUGUUGGGACUGUACGACACAGCUGGUCAGGAGGACUACGACCGUCUGAGACCGUUGUCCUACCCGAUGACCGAUGUCUUCCUCAUCUGCUUCUCGGUGGUUAACCCUGCCAGUUUCCAGAAUGUGCGUGAAGAAUGGGUGCCCGAGUUGCAGGAGUAUGCACCCAGUGUUCCCUACCUGCUCAUUGGCACCCAGAUUGACCUUCGUGAUGACCCCAAGACAAUUGCCAAACUGAAUGACAUGAAGGAGAAGCCAAUUGCCACCGAGCAAGGACAGAAACUGGCAAAGGAGAUUGGUGCAUGUUGCUAUGUGGAAUGUUCAGCGUUGACCCAGAAGGGCCUGAAGACAGUGUUCGACGAGGCCAUCAUUGCCAUCCUGGCCCCCAAGAGAAAGAAGGGAGCUCUGAAGAGAAGACUGGGACCCCGCUGCAUCAACUGCUGCCUGAUCACGUGAUACAUAAACCCAGAGAUCAUUCAGCAACAAACCAUAAACCAAACCUGGACUGACGGCUAGAGACAGACAAAAGAAAAAUGCACAGACAGCAGAGCAGAGACAAAAUAGAAGACUUAAAAGGACAAAACCAGAGCUAAUUUUAAGCUGCAGUGCUCUUGGAAGGCCAUAAGUCUCUCCUGCUGUCCAGCACUUGAGGAUGCAGUUUACUACCAAAGGAGCACAAAACCCAAGUCCGUCUCUUCUCCUGAUAGACUUUUUUGCCUCAAAAGUACCUUGUUUUAUAACCAUUUUUAAUCAUAUUUCCUGUACAAAAGUGUUGUAAGCUGUCAUAUGAAAAAAACCCCAAACCAACAUUUCAGUUUAAAGAGAAAUGCUACCUUCCAAGUUCAUAUUAUUUCUAUGGUUUUGAAAGCUAGAUUAUUGAUUUAUGAAUUUCUCCAUGUAAGAUCAGAUAUCCUAAUUUGAAGGCCUUCAAGGGAGAAAACAUACAGCUGAUAAAUAAUGGGAGACAGACUUUAGUGACACUGUGACAGUGCCCAGGGUACAUUUCUGGACAUAAGGGCCCAGUUCUUUGGAUUUAAACCUAUAAAGACUCUUUUGGCAAGCAAAGUCUGUCUCUAAUUAUUUGUCAUUUGACGACCUGCAAAUGAAACCACACAAGGUGCUUUGCUUUGUGUGGAGGAUAACUCACGCAAUCUACAACCAGUGAAAUGCUAUUCAAACAACAGCUUUUGGACCUAAAACUGUAUUCUUGUUAAGUUUGAGAGGCUUGUUUUUGCCUUAUGAAAACCCCAUCAUUUUAUAGUGUGGCAUGUCAGAACAUAGAGGCUUCAUCAGAUAUUGAAGAGGUAUAUUAUCCAUUUUUAAAAUAUAUAUUAUCUAGAGUUUAUGAUUCUGUAUCUCUAAAGAGGAGAUGAUCAACGCUGUGCAAAUAUUAUUUUGUCAACUGAUAGCUUACUUUUGUUGUUUUGAAUUUUUGUUAUCCUGCAAUAAUGUGUUAUCCUUUUAUCGCCUUUAAGAAGGUUUCAGAGGAAAGAAGAAGAAGAGGGAUCUCAUAUUAGAAAUGAUUCAUAUCCAACAUCCAAAGACUCAAAUGCACACACUGUCAUCAAAAUCAGGUGGCUAAGGUGACCCAAUACUGUAUAUUUAAUGCACAACAUGAAGCACAGUCCAUGCAUCUUCAUUUCCCCGCACAACAAAGCACAUUCCUCUGCUUUUAAAUACUUCUCUUCCAGAAAAGGCUGAUUGAAGCACAGACAAUGCACAACCUUCCAUCAGGCACAAGUAUGAGCACAGUCCAUCUUACCAUGUACAAUCAUUGUCCAUCACCUCUAAAAUCUUGUUGCAAGGCAUUAGGUGAAAGCCUUGGCGCCUCCCAAAUGUCAUCUUUUCGUGAAAUACAGGAAAUACACUGAUCCAAGCAGUUUUGAAAGUGUAUAAGAAGAGGAGGCAGCCAGUUGCAUCAGCAGUUCCUACAAGUUCAUACUUAGCUUGCGCAAGUCUUUACCAAAGUGGAGAUGUGAACAUCACUAAAUUUAAACAGGCUGCACCACACAAACUAGUACUUAUGUAGAGGUUAGUUGUCAGUAAAUAUUUAUACCUGUGGCUGCCAAGUGGAGCUAAGUGAACCAACUGAAAAAGCCAACGUUAGCUUGCUAAUAUACAGUAUGUCCCAUUUAGAUUGACAGACUAAAAUAAUGCAAGCUAGUUUAGCAUAAUCAGAUAAUUCCCACUCAGUCAAAACUAUUUGGAUACUACUAAGUCUGAAACAUGUUUUUUCAUGCAUGUAUAUGAAUAAAACAUAAGUAUACCAUUAACCCUUCAGAAAGGAUUGGCACCUAAGUUUAAUAUGUCACUUGGCCCCAUGAACUGUUAUUUUGUAGCAGUUAUGUUACAACUUGUGAUGCUACAGUGACUUAGUUGAUUGGACAAUGCUAGACCUGUUUCCCCAGCAACUGAUUUACACUUUGCUAACAUCUUUACUAGCUAAUACAUUUAUUAAGUAUGGAUGGUGCAACCUGAUUUUGUAAAUUACCAGUUUGAAACUAGAUAAUAGUUAUAAGAAUUUAGGAAGGAUUUCACAAAAAAAGUUAGUGAUGGAUUAAGGAUAGCUGGUGCAACUCAAGUCUGUAGAAGUCAAUUCUGUACUAGAAUUUAAAUAAAAAUAAUUACCAAAUUUGAAGUUAUGAGGUCCUCACACGACAGCUGUGAAAGGAUUUAUAAAAUGUAUUGGAACAACAUUAGUGUGACCACCAUCCAUGUAGAAAUCCUUUCAUUUACACAAUAGAAACACGUUCCCCCCAGAAGAAUACACUGCUCUGUAAUAAAGUCAUGCUACAACAUUUCAAAUUGAAACUGAGAUAAUUUGUGAGGUGGAUUUGUGAUCAGGAUUUAGAUAAUAGUAUAAAAUAUCUACGAGCCCCCAAAACAGUUGUAUGCAACAACAGUUUCAAGCCUACAGGUCUGUAAUACUGUAGAUAAUGAACUUGACUGAACUUUCCCUGCAAAACAUCUAAAAUAUCAGCUGUGCUUGUUUUUAUGCAUUUGUUAUUGGCUUUUUCUAACUUUUUUUAAUCAAAGGUGCCAACUCUUGCUAAAUGACUUCUGUUAAUUUUCUGUUCAGAGUCAGAUAUGAUUGAUUAAAGCUUUAAUGUAAAUGGUGCUCCUCCUCUCUGCCCCAGCCUGCAUUGUAUAUUGUACUGUCUUUCUGAGCAGCAGAGUGGAUUGCGGGGUGAACAGCCUUCUCUUUCAGACAGUUUUGCUUGCUUACGUUGUGUGAAGGUCCACCCUCAGGAUCCAGGACCUUAAGUGCCGCAGCCACCAAUGCAUUUUCCCGUUGAUGCUCCUGUCUUCUCAAUAAACGUGUUUACUGUGUUGAUAA